Rotaria sp. Silwood2 is the source of this 270-nucleotide messenger RNA. NCBI's taxonomy places the organism in Eukaryota, Metazoa, Rotifera, Eurotatoria, Philodinida, Philodinidae. The record is from the annotation of a GenBank genome assembly.
AUGAGUGUUCGACAGCGGUCAAAAGAUGUAUUUUCAAGAAUUACCAUGAGCUACACUGGAAAUAAAUUGCAUCGAUCAUAUUUCAUUCCAAUUUUUCUACAAUAUAUAUCAAUUGUAACAACAACAACAACGACAACAUUGGGCACAACCACGUCAACAACAACGUUGACCACAACCAUGAUUACAUCAGCAACAACAACAACGUUGACCACAACCAUGAUUAUAUCAGCAACAACAUCAACUCUUUCAUGUAAGCUUUGUCUAAUUUGA